Epinephelus lanceolatus (giant grouper) is the source of this 4786-nucleotide messenger RNA. It is a transcript of the gene kctd5b, whose product is annotated as potassium channel tetramerization domain containing 5b. The record is from RefSeq and is a predicted model, not a curated record. Gene Ontology annotation, molecular function: cullin family protein binding. Gene Ontology annotation, biological process: protein homooligomerization; proteasome-mediated ubiquitin-dependent protein catabolic process. Gene Ontology annotation, cellular component: Cul3-RING ubiquitin ligase complex; cytoplasm. NCBI's taxonomy places the organism in Eukaryota, Metazoa, Chordata, Actinopteri, Perciformes, Serranidae.
GCUGGUGGAGUGGGCUGGUAGGAGUGGCUGAGGCGCUGGCACUCUGCUUUGCAUGAAUCGUGGACUCCCAAGUUAGUGGCUGCAGCUUAGAUAUUUCCUGUCAGCCUCACACAGCCGAGGCGAGGGCGGAGGAGACGAGGAGAGGGAUGGCAGAGAACAGCUCCGAGACAAGCAGCUCCCUUCACCGGAGAUGUUUGGCCCAUUCUCCGGCGGAGAGAAACAUUUCAGCCGGUGUCGGGGCAUCGAAAUGGAUCCGGCUAAACGUCGGCGGGACGUAUUUUUUAACAACAAGACAGACGCUGUGUCGGGAUCCCAAAUCAUUUCUGUACAGACUGAGCCAAGCUGACCCCGAGCUCGACUCCGACAAGGAUGAAACUGGUGCCUAUCUCAUAGACAGAGACCCCACAUACUUUGGGCCAGUGCUGAACUACUUGAGGCAUGGCAAACUGGUGCUCAACAGGGACUUGGCAGAGGAAGGUGUGCUAGAAGAGGCCGAAUUCUACAACAUCACAUCAUUAAUAAAACUCAUCAAGGAUAAGAUCAGGGAACGCGACUGUAAAACAUCACAGGUUCCAGUGAAGCAUGUGUACCGGGUGCUGCAGUGCCAGGAGGAGGAGCUGACACAGAUGGUGUCUACCAUGUCUGAUGGCUGGAAGUUUGAACAGCUUGUCAGUAUAGGUUACGGGCGGGCCCACCAGUCAGAGUUUCUGCUGAUUGUGUCAAGGGAGGUGAAGGGAGAGGAGUCUGCUUUGCCAAACAACAGCGGAGAGCUGGUCAGCAUAGGCUCCUCUUACAACUACGGAAACGAAGACCAAGCCGAGUUCCUGUGUGUAGUCUCCAAGGAGCUGCACAAUCAAUCAUACGGGACAAACAGUGAGCCCAGUGAGAAGGCCAAGAUCCUUCAGGAAAGGGGUUCCCGGAUGUGAAGAGGACUCAGUAUUAUGAGAUCCAGGUGUUAUGAUGCUAACAUAUCAUCUUUUGUGGAAGAACGUUUGGCACAAUGGAGAUUUAAAGUUGGGGGGUGUGCAUUUAUUUUGUGUUUUCCCUCCAUUUUCGUUUUUAUUUCUUGAUGUAAAUAAGUCUGUUUACUGACAAUUUGUGCCUGUACGUUUAAACUGGACCUUUUUUUUUAUUAUGAAUUAGCGGCAAGUUUUUUUUUUUUCUAAUUGAGACUAAGGAAUUGCAAUCUACAAAUGUUUUAUGCUAUAAAAUAUGGCCAUCAUCAUAUAAGGCCAAUGAUUCACUCAGGGUCAUCUAUUGAGUUAAUUCUUAUAUCCUCCAACUCAAGGGUCUGGUAAGGGAUCAAUCAGUAUGGUCUUUAUAACUACAAAGUAUCAAUCUCAAAAUCAUUGUUUAGUGAUGUUAAGAAGGGAAUUGUGCAUUUAUUCAGUGCAUUUUAAAGAGUUAGGUUAUUAAAUGUGAAAUUACACCCCAGAAACGGAAAUGAUAAAUUAGUUUUCCAAAGAUUUCCUACAGUUACACUGAGAUUUGUGAUCAUGAGGAUCCCAGCGAUAUGACACACUGAGGCAUUCGAAACAUUAGUUUGGUUCAAAAAUAUUUUUCUGUAUGUGUUUACUGUCAGAAAAGGAAUGAUCAUAUUCUCAGAGCAGCAUGAAAACUGUAUCAACAGAAACGUUUGGUAAUACAGGUAAAGGGGCGUUGGGUUAUUUAUCACUAGCAGAGUUUUUUACGGUAAUGAGGAAGUGACCUGUAAUGAACAGAAAUAUAAAAGUCACAUUUUCACAUAGACUGUAAGUUAUAUAUGGCGAUGGCUAAUAUGGCGACGACAGAUGCUUCUUAAUUGUUUUAUACUGCUUGAGAAGUAAAUGUAUUGCUUGUGUAGCCGCUUGUGGAGUCAUGCACUCAUCUUGCGUCCAUGGUAAAACGUACCCACAGAUAUGGCCAGUUUACGCUGUGGGAUUAAAUAAUUUUCAUGAAGUCUGAUUACUUAAAUCAUAAGCAUUGGAUACAUGCUAAGCCACCCAUGUUCACUCAGAACGUGCUUCAAAGUAAGAUUUUGCUGCUUCUGCAGAUGUGGUCUUUUGGUCGUGUAGACACGUCAAAUUGCUCUUUUAAAUGUUGUAAAGGAAAUUUAUAUCAAGUUUAAUUUGCUGGACAUUGAUCUUAACUCCUCAUGUUCAUAAGUCUAAAGUUAACUGGCCAAAACAGUCAAUGGUGUUUUAAAAUGCGAGUUCUGUUUUACAGUGAUUUAUUUUUUAAACAUCAGUGUCCCGUUUCCUGUCGGGAAAAAGGUCCUCAAGACAAUUGCGUCUUUUUUGGGUUUUGUUUUUUUCCCCACUGACUUCUGAGUAGGCUUGAGCGAUAUCUUUUUUUAUACCCUGAAAUUCCACUUUUGGGUGUGUGGUGUAUAUGACGGCGUUAGUGAGCUGCGCUAGCUAAUGUCCCCCCUUGACUAGGGAGUUUUCUACACUCUGCAAGCACUCUCAGCUUUUUCAGUUUAAUAAAUAAUCAUUAUAAACUCUCAAAAUGUCAAGAAGGGUAAUAGUCUUACACCUGUUUCCCUUAUUAAACAGAGAAAUACAACCACACCUUCUGAAUUCAAGUUACUCUUUUAUCAAACGAAGUCUAGCUUAAUUGCGUUAACUCGUCGUAAAACACACUCCAUUCAAACUUGGCAGAAACAAUAUAACGUGUCAUUCAGUUAGUCCACUUUUCCAACAUACACCAGCUAUAGUUGGUUAAAAUGAACCCCUAAUUCACAGAGUUACACGACUGUCGCGGCUGUUAUAGUCCUGUAACGAUAUCCCCACCACAGCUCAGCUGCCUCUUUCACCAGUAGAGACUGACCCCUGGUGGCGAAUGAUGUGCACUACAUAAAAUGAGCUAAACAGAAAGAGGAGCGUCUGUAUUUUUUGACGGUAUUGGAAAUCACACUGUAAGGAUUUCUAAACAUCCUGGUAUACCUUGAUACCGCCCAAGCCUACUUCUGAGUUGUACGUAACUAGUUUAUGUUUGAGGGAAGAUCUUGUUUGUUUACGAGCUUUUUUUUUCCUGAGAAGUAUUCGAGGUGUGGGAGGUUUUAUGGACUGGAACAGUUUGAAGGCAGUGGUGAAGGACUUUCUGAUCAUAUCCAGAGGAUUUUGUUUUGAUGUAAAUAAUCCAAAUUCAAUAUUAAUAUUUAACUCUUUAAAGAAAAAAAGAAACUGCACGUUUUGUACACUGUAUAGAAAACACAACUUGGAACGGAAGUUGUUUAUACUGGAUCUUUAAAAAUGAGAAAACCUUGACAAUGUUAACUUCUGUUUUGCAUUGUUUGUACAGAGAUUUCUGCAUUAGGUUUGAAACAGCUGAUGCUGAACAUGGUGUCUUUCACUGAGAACAUGCCUGGAACAUGUUUUGAUAACCAAUAACAAAGCUAUACUUGGCUGGCUAUGAAGUUGACUGUUACAUUUAAAAAAAAACAAAACAAAUGUAUUUUUCCUGCAUUGUGAUAGAUUCUUCUAAGCAUUUUGAAUUGUGUAGAUUUCGUACACAGCAUUACAAGCACUACAGUGGAAAAAACACACUGUGCACAUUGCUUACAAGCCUGUAAUGUUGUUAAUGUAAAUACUGCAUUUUAGAACACUUUUUUUUAUAGAAAGUUGUUUUCAGGUUUGAUGUGUGGUUUUGAUAGGUUAGAUAUUUCAUUCACAAAUAAUCAUUUAGUGUUGCCUUUUUUUCCCCAAUGACCAAAAUCCAAUGUCUUAUGUGUAUUGUACACAUUGAUCUUAGUGUCAGGGAUGAGUAAACUUUUCUUAAUGCUGGCACACUUUGUACAUAUAGACUUGUUAACGACACACAAACCUCCAUUUACUCACAUGUACACGUAUACACUUGACUAAAACAAUUUUUAUAUUGUCGGGGAAACAAGUAUGGAUGCAUGUUUUUUGAUAUAGAUAUACACACAUGUACACACGGACACACACAAGGGCUUUUAAAGUGCAAAAUUUGACAAAGAGGUUCAAUCAAAGUAGACUGGAUUUCCUGCCAGAGCUGGGCUAUGUUUACAUUUGCUAUAGUAUUCUGAAGCCUUCCAAUUAUGUACUGUCUUGCACUCCCUCACACACGUUAACACGAGUCUGACUUGUGUGACUGCACCAAUGGCAACUAGCACUCCCCAUUCCACAUGGACUGAUAUUCACACAGAUGUGCUGACUGAUUAUACUCCAUCCACUCCUGGCAGUCUGUGCUUGAGCGUUACAGACAAUCUUGCUUUCCGCCCUCUGAUGGCAGAGAUACUCACUUUUAAUAGGAUGAUACUCACCUGCAUUGGCUCAGAGCAAAGGUUUAUUUCUUCUUUUGAGACUUCUUUCUGCAAUGAGAUUUAAAGUGUUUUUGUGUUUGGUUUGCUUGUAACUUCAUUUGAUAUACUCUGAUCCGAGGUGUUUAACCCCUCUACGUUUAGCAGCUACAUUACCUUUUAAUGCCCUUCACAAACAGGUCAUCUGGUUGAGCAUUUGGCAUUGAUAAUCAUUUCAUGUGAUGGACAAACUUAUCAAAUCUGUAGCCUAAUACUUAUAAGUGCCCAGUUUGUUUUGCAUUCAAGCCACAGAUCACUGUAAUGCAUGGUUGAAGAUGAUCACACUUGUAAUCAGAGGGAAUGAAUGUGUCAUUUUUCCUCAAUCUAGCAAUUACAUCAGUGAAUAAGGUUCUCAUAUCACUACAUAGAUCACUAUUCUAUAUGAUCUUAUGCAAUGUUUAAAAUGUACAAAUUAAGUAUGAGGUUAAGGGGAUAGAUCUAUAUGGUCUUGCAUAAGGUAAACCCAAUAAAAAUGUUGUCAUUGAU